AGUGUUUGAGACUUGCUCAAGCUUUUUCUCCCUGGUGCUCAAGCUUUCCUCAUGGCUCUCCGUCGAUUCAACGCCGGCGGCAAGAAGCAGAAGGAGUUGACGGAUGAGCAGAAGCAGGAGAUUAAGGAAGCCUUUGACCUCUUCGACACGGAUGGCUCAGGCGAGAUCGACUCGAAGGAGCUCAAGGUGGCCAUGCGCGCACUGGGUUUCGAGCCCAAGAAGGAAGAGAUUCAGAAGAUGAUUUCCGAUGUGGACGAUGAUGAAAGUGGCACCAUCGGCUACGAGGAGUUUUUGAAGAUGAUGACGCACAAGAUCCUGAAUCGCGACCCGAAGGACGAGAUUCUGAAGGCGUUCCGUCUCUUCGAUGACGACGAGACUGGCAAGAUCUCCUUCAAGAAUCUGAAGCGCGUCGCCAAGGAGCUCGGAGAGCGCAUGACUGAUGAGGAGCUGCAAGAGAUGAUCGACGAGGCCGACCGCGACGGCGACGGCGAGGUGAACGAAGAGGAGUUCCUGCGCAUCAUGAAGAAGACAAACCUUUUCUGAGCACAUUGUUAUGGCGAAGGUUCACAACACUGCUCAGUCAAGCACCUUGGCCUUGGCAGUCAAUCACUUGUUCUAUGUGCUCCUUUUCCGGAGAAGAAUACGACGAACUCACGACGUUCAACGAACGAUGACUCGAGCGCUGUUGUUUCGCCUGUAGAGGAUCCAUCGAUGGCGAAGGAACCAUCGAGUGCUCAAGUCGAUGAGUGUCGAUGCGCUGCAUCGGUGCUCGUGUCAUGCCAGGUGUGGGCAUUGGCCAGGUACCACUGCCCACAAAAACGGAUCAGCAGCACCUCAAUAGUUCCUUCAAUUUACUACACGUGGAGAUAUGCAGAUAGUGAGUUGUAGAGGUGG
Molecule: messenger RNA, 894 nt
Organism: Durusdinium trenchii
Lineage: Eukaryota; Dinophyceae; Suessiales; Symbiodiniaceae
Source: the annotation of a GenBank genome assembly